Molecule: messenger RNA, 982 nt
Organism: Dinoponera quadriceps
Lineage: Eukaryota; Metazoa; Arthropoda; Insecta; Hymenoptera; Formicidae
Exons: 5
Coding region: 1-948 (315 amino acids)
Biological process (GO): sensory perception of taste
Cellular component (GO): dendrite; neuronal cell body; axon
Source: RefSeq, a predicted model, not a curated record
AUGGCACCUUCUCUUUCGCAGAUCAUGCAGACUGCGUACGUGCGCAUCACGAUGUGCGAGAAAGCCUUCGAGCAGAUGGAACUGAGCAAGAAGUACCGUAACAUGUAUCUGUAUCAAGUCUACGCGUUCUCACUCGUCGUGGUGAUAUUCGUCAUAUUCGUCGUUCUCAAUUACGACAUGAUGAUCCAACGUGACAAGAUGCCCUUUCACGUUCAAUUCAUCGUCAUGUUCAUCGCACACUAUCCCAUUGCUCUACUCUACGUGGCUGACAUAUCGUUCCUACACUGGGUCAGAUACUCGAAGAUUCGAUUCAAGCAAUUGAACGGUCUAUUGCAACGCAUGCUGACGACCACACCCGACUCGCCGCAGCACAAGAGGGUGCUGAAGAUGAAGGACGAGUGGAACAAGUCCUUCGUCUCAUCCGCGCAACAGAAGGAGAACAGGACUAAGGAAAACGUCGACACGAUGAGGGCCGUCAAACAAGUCCAUCUCGAAUUGAUCAAAUGCAUCAGAACGGCGAACGAGGCGUACGGCGUGCAAAUCCUCCUCUCUAUGACAGUGUCGUUUGUGUUCAUCACUGCUCUCCUUUACAACGGCUACAAGAUUUACUGGGUCCAGAUAACGAAAUAUGAAAUGCGACGGGAGAUGGCAUCGAUCGCAUGUUGGACUUUGUUUUACGCGUCCAAGGUCUUCAUUAUAAAUCAUAUGUGCGCGUUAGCAAGCCUCGAGAUACGGGAUUUCACACUGCAACUGAUACAGAACCCUUUGAUCUUCACAGCGUGUGGAUUUUUUACUCUCGAUCAUACGUUUAUUCACGGGGUGAUUGGCUCGAUAACCACGUAUCUCGUAAUUCUUAUCCAAGUCGGAGACAUUGCGUCGGAAACUCCCGAAAACGAUACAAUGUCGUACAACGCAACAAAUUUCACUAGCGCAAACGACAUUCUAUAAGCGCAAAACUCACAUAUAUCAUUAGUUCUUUAAU